This is a messenger RNA of Myotis lucifugus (little brown bat), 4075 nucleotides long. RefSeq names its product glucosamine (N-acetyl)-6-sulfatase (gene GNS). NCBI's taxonomy places the organism in Eukaryota, Metazoa, Chordata, Mammalia, Chiroptera, Vespertilionidae. Gene Ontology annotation, molecular function: glycosaminoglycan binding; N-acetylglucosamine-6-sulfatase activity. Gene Ontology annotation, biological process: glycosaminoglycan metabolic process. The transcript has 13 exons. Bases 154 to 1650 code for a protein of 498 amino acids. The record is from RefSeq and is a predicted model, not a curated record.
CUCACGUGACCGCGCCUGGGGAGAGAACGCCUGACCCCAGCCCCCGGCUUUCACCGUUCGCCGACUCUCUCCGCGGCUCCUCGGCCUCUCGCCCUUCAGCCGCCUGCGCGUCCCCACACCCCGUCCCGGGGUCCCCCCGGAGCCCUGUCCGCCAUGCGGCUCCUGCCUCUGGGCGCAGGUGGGCCCGGGCGGCACAGCCCCCGCCACCUGCGCUCCUGCAGCCCAGCGCUGCUGUUCCUGCUCCUGCUGCCGGGCUGCUGCCUGGGGGGCUCCCGGGCGGCGGCGGGCUCUCGGAGGCCCAACGUGGUGCUGCUGCUCACCGACGACCAGGACGAAGUGCUCGGCGGCAUGACACCACUAAAGAAAACCAAGGCUCUCAUCGGAGAGAUGGGGAUGACUUUCUCCAGCGCUUAUGUGCCAAGUGCUCUUUGCUGCCCAAGCCGUGCCAGUAUCCUGACAGGGAAGUACCCACAUAAUCAUCACGUUGUUAACAACACUUUAGAGGGAAACUGCAGUAGUAAGUCUUGGCAGAAGAUCCAAGAACCAAAUACUUUCCCAGCAAUUCUCAGAUCAAUGUGUGGUUAUCAGACCUUUUUUGCAGGAAAAUACUUAAAUGAGUAUGGAGCCCCAGCUGCUGGUGGGUUAGAGUACGUUCCUCCGGGAUGGAGCUACUGGUAUGCCUUGGAGAAGAAUUCUAAGUACUAUAAUUACACUCUCUCCAUCAACGGCAAGGCACGGAAGCAUGGUGAGAACUACAGUGUGGACUACCUGACAGAUGUUUUGAACAAGCACUGGUUAAUUAGGCAAGCCAAGACUCCAAUGACUAAUUCUUCGAUACAGUUUUUAGAUAAUGCAUUUAGGAAAAGGUGGCAAACUCUACUCUCAGUUGAUGACCUUGUGGAGAAACUGGUCAAGAGAUUGGAGUUCAUCGGGGAGCUCGACAACACUUACAUCUUUUAUACUUCUGACAAUGGCUACCACACAGGACAGUUUUCUUUGCCAAUAGACAAAAGGCAGCUGUAUGAGUUUGAUAUCAAAGUUCCACUGUUGGUUCGAGGGCCUGGGAUCAAACCAAAUCAGACAAGCAAGAUGCUCGUUGCCAACAUUGACUUGGGUCCUACUAUUUUGGACAUCGCUGGCUACAACCUGAAUAAGACCCAGAUGGAUGGGAUGUCUUUAUUGCCUAUUUUGACAGGUGUCAGUAAUGUGACUUGGCGAUCGGACGUCCUGGUGGAAUAUCAAGGAGAAGGUCGUAAUGUCACCGACCCAACAUGUCCUUCCCUGAGUCCUGGAGUAUCUCAAUGUUUCCCAGACUGUGUGUGUGAAGAUGCUUAUAACAACACGUAUGCCUGUGUGCGGACCAUGUCAGCACGGUGGAACUUACAGUACUGCGAGUUUGACGACCAGGAGGUGUUUGUAGAAGUCUAUAACCUGACUGCAGACCCGCACCAAAUCACUAACAUUGCUAAAAGUAUCGACCCGGAGCUUCUAGGAAAGAUGAACUAUCGGCUGAUGAUGCUGCAGUCCUGUUCUGGACCAGCCUGUCGCACUCCAGGGGUUUUUGACCCCGGAUACAGGUUUGACCCUCGUCUCAUGUUCAACAAUUUCAGUGGCGGCAGGACUCGAAGGUUUUCAAAACACCUUCUGUAGCGACGUCUGCACACCUGUCUGAUGAAGUGAGUGUAGUAGGUGUCUGUAGCUAGUCUUCAAGACCACGCCUGGAAGAGUUUCGGGACUGGCUUGUAAGUCCUGUUUUGAAAAGCACCCCAAUCAGCCUACUUCCUGUGCAAUGUGUUAAACUGUGAACGCUGCCCGUCUGUCAGGAGCAGCCAUCCCCAGUCCCUCCAUCCAGCUGACACGACUGCUCCUGAGGUCUGUGUUCUCGUCAUACCCUUUCUGUUCUGGGGUCGCUCCCCAGGUGGUCAAAGUCUGAAUUUGUAAAUCCGUUCAGAAAAAUGUGUUUGGUAUACAGCAUGACCUAAACAUGAAAGGACCUGCAUAGCAUUUCAGAUUGAGCACUUGACUCUCAAAAAGUACUAACAUCCCAUGGCUUGAAGAAUAACUAUCAGAACUAAAUCAUCUAAUUAAGAGCAAGUACCAUUGCUUUCAGAGUAGCAGAAAUAUGUUGUUUAUAGUAUCUACCCAUCACGAUGUGAUAAGUCGCAAAUCCAAAACAUGUCAACCAAGCUCUGUUCAUUUUUUUGGGUCUGGACUGGCACACACUGAGCUAGAACAGAAGCUUUUGGUCAAGGCUCAUUGCAGGUAGUUUUCGAAGGUGAGAGCCAUCUGUUUUCCAGGGGCUGCUCACCAUGUGGAGGCUCAGGUAACACCAGGGGUGGGGAAGGGUGUGUUUGAGGGCCUUCUGGAGAGGGGCACUCGGGUUGACAGGUGGAAGGGCUCGUGUUGGGAUGCAGUAAGUGCCUGACCAGCAGGGAGUCUGGGUUUCAGUCCCGGGCCGCAGUUGUUUUGACUCUCUCUGCAUUUUGCUGACACUCUAUCUGUUCGUUAAGAUAUAAAAUUUUUUAUAGUUGAUGCACAGCUUAGUUUUUCCUGAGUUUGUGUGGAGUCUUGUGUAAUUUGGGCCCCAUUCACUAUUCUCAUUAAAACCAGAUCUUGUUGGGAUUUCCUCACUAUUUAGAACUUACAUAUUUUUGUUUCUUGACUCAAGCCCAUUUCCACCAUUUUCUUCACAAGAAGGUUAAUCAGUGGUGGGACAGCAAGGAAGGAGGAAAAGCUGUGGUUUGUAACCUGUUCAACUCAGGCAGUAGUGGUUUAGCUUUAUUUAGGGUCGUAGGCUGAGCUUUAAGCACUUUGUAAGACGUGGUUGUAAGCAGCUUUUCUAUCAGAAUCCCAGAUAGCCAUUGGGUUUAUUCCUUUACCUCACGCAGUCCAUUAACUGGUGGUAUUUAGAGGUGAAAUAGGCAAAUGAAAUGGACACCGCUGCUGUGAAAUUAUAAAAAUUUGUAACUAAAAGCAAACUACAAUGUGGAAUAUGGGUUUUGGCUUCAUUCUACAGUUUUGAUUCUUAACAUUUCUCAGUCAACUUCCACAUUAAUGAAAGUUGGUCAUAACUAUUCCCGAAUAAAAAGAAACCAACUCUUACCAGGUCUUGUACUGUGAUGUCAUAUUAUUCAAUUAAUUCACUUUAUGAUGCAUAGAGUGACACACAAGUCAGCUGGCGACAUACCCAUCACCACCAGCAGCUUCUGUUUGGGUGAUGGGGACACAGUGAGGCCUCUCUGUUGUUGCAUUUCCAAGCUGACUGACUGUUGAGUGCCCUCUGAUUUGACUCUCCUGGUCAUUCUGGAUCUGGGCUGAAAUCACCUUUCCUUACGAGGCUUCAGUUUGUAGAGGCUAACAGGCUACAAAAUGCACAGAACUUUUCACAAUGUCUCUGUACGAGGGACCCACUGCAGGAGGCUUGCUUUGUCUCUUAAUUGUACUGAUUUAUUAUUUUCCCUUUUAAGAAGGCCAGUUCCCUAUCUGUUGGUGCCCUUCAGAGUAGAGAACUACCCAUUAGUAAUGAACAGAGGACAUAGGAAUGAACAGAUUUUGCCUUAUAAAAGUUCCUAUUACAAAGCUCUUCCUCAAAUACAAUCACCAAGUAGGAGACACCUUUUGAACAUCUUUGAAUCAAUGGUGCUGUUGCAAAAUACAUUUUUUUGGUCAAUACAAUUGACAACACUAGGGUUUUUGUACAAAAUAGUAAUGACAGCCAUGGAAGUUAUACGUUCAUCUAUGAAAAAUGUUCUUAAACUUAUUUUUAAGUGUCUAAAUGAAGGACUAGUGCUUUUUUUAACGAAAGAAUUGUCCCAGGAUCCUUAUUAUGAGAAAGCAAAGAGUAUGUCACCUGAUCCACCAGUGCAAUUGGAUGGGAAUAUUUGGGUUCUUUAGUUUUACCACCACUAUGUCCCCCUGAAUUUUGUGAAUUCCUGUGUUUGCAUCAUCUGUUCUGGGAGUUACUCUGCCCUGGUUCUGUCAUUUCAGUCAUUUGACUUAGAAAGUGCCCUUCAAAGGACCCUGUUCACUGCUGCACUUUUCAAUGAAUUAAACUUUAUUUCUGUUCUAGUGGAAA